Molecule: messenger RNA, 2516 nt
Organism: Salvia splendens (bonfire salvia)
Lineage: Eukaryota; Viridiplantae; Streptophyta; Magnoliopsida; Lamiales; Lamiaceae
Product: probable LRR receptor-like serine/threonine-protein kinase At1g63430
Exons: 13
Coding region: 306-2297 (663 amino acids)
Biological process (GO): protein phosphorylation
Molecular function (GO): ATP binding; protein kinase activity; protein binding
Source: RefSeq, a predicted model, not a curated record
UCCAGAGUUCACUCUCCAACUUCAACACUUUGCUGAAUGCGGCUGUGUUUUAAACCCACAAUCUUUAAUUCUAUACGAACAUCACUUUCUCAUUCGCCCUUGUUGCUGAUUUUGAUUCCAGAUUUCUCCCAUUCUCUUUUUUCUCCGCGUAGAAUAAAGAUAGAAUCUUGGUUUCUUCUUGUCUUCUCUUUUAGCAUUUCUCUAAAUUCUGUGCACAAUUGGCCUGGCUUUUAUCUGUUCUUCAACAGCCCAGCCCACUUCUUCUACACUGGUUUUUGUCACCAACAUAAGUAUAAUCAUUUUCAAUGAUGAGAUGGUCUACUUCAUGUGGAGUUGGACUUCUUUUUUUAAGUUUUGGACUCUUUCUCGCUGACUGCGCCACAUUCCCCCAAAAUGAAGUUGAAGCUUUGAAUUCCUUCAAGAGAGAGAUUUUGGAGGAUCCCUCACAUGUGUUGUCGAAUUGGAACUUUCUCGACUUCGAUCCUUGUGGUUGGCCUUUCAUUGCUUGCUCCGUGGGUGGAGAUCAUGUAAUAAAGCUUAAUGUGUCUGGAAAGUCUUUGAAGGGGUUUAUUACACCUGACUUGUACCAGCUCUCGGGUUUGCAAGAAUUAAUUUUGCAUGGAAAUUUGUUGAUUGGUGCAAUUCCUAAGGAAAUAGGCAUGCUGAAAAACCUCAAGGUUUUGGACUUGGGUUCGAAUCAGCUAACCGGAGCAAUUCCGCCUGAGAUUGGGAACUUAAGAAGCAUCGUGAAAAUAAAUCUUCAAUCUAAUGGAUUGGUGGGGAAGUUGCCUCCUGAACUUGGGAACUUGGAAUAUCUUGAGGAGCUUAGACUGGAUAGGAAUAAGCUUGGAGGAAAUCUUCCUGCUAAUAGUUCAGAUUCUAUCUCGGAUACACGUGGAAUGCCUGCAUCAAACAGCCUGCUCACGGGAUUUUGUCGAUCCUCCAAACUAAAAGUAGCCGACUUCUCAUUCAAUUUUUUGGUUGGAAUCAUACCUAAAUGCUUGGGAUAUCUUCCUAGGACAAGUUUCCAGGGCAAUUGCCUUCAAGACAAAGACGUGAAGCAACGAUCUGCUGCACUAUGUGCGGGUGGCGCGCAACCUGCGAAAGGCCGUUCAGGUAACCCGAAGCACCUGCCUACUGCAGAGGUAGCAAAGAGCCGAACUAAUAAAUCAAAACCUUUGUGGCUUUUGGCUCUUGAAAUUGGUACUGGAACUAUAGUAGGCGUGCUCUUUGUCAUUGCUCUUUUCGUGGCCUCCCAGAAGUGGAAGAGAAGACACUCUGUCAGGAUCCCGUGGAAGAAGUCUUUGAGUACUAAGGACGACAUUUCAAUUUAUAUAGAUUCCGGGGAACUGAAGGAUGUAGUAAGGUACAGGAGACAGGAACUUGAAAUAGCCUGUGAAGAUUUCAGCAACAUCAUCGGCUCGUCUCUGGAUAGCUUAGUAUAUAAAGGCACCAUGAAAGGUGGGCCAGAGAUUGCUGUGAUAUCCCUUUGCAUUAAAGAAGAUCAGUGGUCAGACGACCUCGAGCUUUCUUUUCAGAAAGAGGUGGCUGGGUUGGCAAGAUUGAAUCACGAGAAUGUGGGUAAAUUGCUUGGCUAUUGCAUGGAAAGCAAGCCGUUUACAAGGAUGCUGGUUUUUGAUUAUGCAUCAAAUGGAACACUUUAUGAGCACCUUCAUUAUGGAGAAGCCUGCCAAUUCUCGUGGACUCGGCGCAUGAGGAUUCUUAUCGGGAUUGCCCAUGGUUUAAAGUAUCUUCACGCUGAACUCGACCCGCCGUUUACAAUAUCUAAUAUGAAUUCCGGUUCCAUUUAUCUGACUGAUGAAUUUUCUCCCAAGCUGGUUGAUUUUGAGUGCUGGAAGACAGUCCUUUCCAGAUCAGAGAAAAGCUCGGGCACCGUUAGCAACGAGGGUGCAGUUUGUAUUCUCCCAAAUAAUUUGGAAGGGCGUCAUCUUGAUAUCCAGGGAAACAUAUAUGCAUUCGGGAUUCUGUUACUUGAAAUUGUCAGCGGGAGACCUUCGUACUGCGAGGAUAAAGGAUGCUUGGUGGAAUGGGCUAAGGAGUAUCUGGAUUCGCCUGAAGUGAUUUCACAAGUAGUGGAUCCUGAGCUGAAGCAUUUCAGAAACGAGGAUCUGAAAGUGGUGUGUGACGUUGUGAACCUAUGCAUCGGUCCCAGCACGAGCACGAGGACGUCCAUGGUGGAGCUGUGCACGAUGUUGGAGAGUGGCAUCGACACAUCUGUAGCUGCGGAGAUGAAGGCAUCUUCUCUGGCUUGGGCUGAGCUUGCACUUUCUUCAUAGUGAGUCUUGGUUGAUAGUGUAAAUACAAAUUACUGUAUUUUUCUGAGUUGCAGUAGCAUAUCUCCUUGAGGUGCUUGAGUUCCUGUAAAUGCUCCAUAUAUUAUUAUUUUUAUUUGGAGAUAACUAAAGUUUUGGUUCACUGUAGACUCCUUUUUAUGUUCUUGGUGUUGAAGGAAAGCCUCCUCCCUCAGAAUGAUCAUGAUUUGCAAUUAUGAACAA